Messenger RNA from Acanthosepion pharaonis, 2286 nucleotides. The record is from the annotation of a GenBank genome assembly. Lineage: Eukaryota; Metazoa; Mollusca; Cephalopoda; Sepiida; Sepiidae.
AUGUUUUUCUUUUCUUCUCCUCUGAUGUCUUUGGUUACCCACUUGACAAAAUUUCUUUCUUCAGGUAAUGAGAAUCGAACAUGCUAUGGCAACUUGUUUACAUGCAACAAUGGCAAAUGCAUUUCUCAACACUGGGUCUGUGAUGGAGAUAAUGAUUGCUUAGAUGGUUCUGAUGAAGCUGAAAAUCUUAACUGUGGUGAAAGAACCUGUCCACCGGAAUAUUUUACCUGCAAUUCAAAUCUUCGAAUAGGCAGUUCUCGUUGUAUUCAUCAGCGCUUUGUUUGUGAUGGUGAUAAAAACUGUUUGGACGGAGAAGAUGAAUUGCAGUCAUGUCCACCACGAACUUGCAGUGAGGAUGAAUUUGUUUGUGCCAAUGGAUUUUGCAUCAAAUCUCUCUUCUACUGUGACCAUGACAACGACUGUGGUGACAAUUCAGACGAACCAAACAAUUGUGAAUAUCCAAGUUGCGAUGUUAACUUCUUCACAUGUGAUAACAAACGAUGCAUUCCACAAAGAUGGGUCUGUGACAAUGAUAAUGACUGCCAUGACAAUUCUGAUGAGAAAGCAUCAAUGUGUUACAUCAACGAGUGUGAAAAUACAGAGCUGAAUCAAUGUCAACACAAAUGCAUUGACACAAUCACGAGUUUCCAUUGUGAAUGCCGUCCUGGUUUUUCCCUCAUGAAUGAUAAAAAAGCCUGUAAAGACAUCAAUGAAUGUGAAGUCAGCCCUGAAGUGUGUAGUCAACAGUGCUUUAAUAAAAUGGGAAAUUACACGUGCAAGUGUAACGAAGGAUACUCAAAAGAAAAUGAUCAGCGUAGAUGCAAGAGGAAAGACAACAUUACUCCAUGGUUAGUGUUCUCCAAUCGUUACUAUAUCAGAGAAUUAUCCACAGAUGGCCAGAUCUACCUGUUCAUAUAUGUCUUAGUCUGUCCAUAUAUAUCUACCUCUGUCUGUUUAUAUCUAUCUAUCCCUGUUCAUAUCUAUCUAUCUAUCUCUCUACCUCUGUCUGUUUAUAUCUAUCUAGCCAUCUUCAUAUCUGUCUACCUCUGUCUGUUUAUAUCUAUCUGGCCCUCUUCAUAUCUGUCUACCUCUGUCUGUUUAUAUCUAUCUAGCCCUCUUCAUAUCUGUCUACCUCUGUCUGUUUAUAUCUAUCUAGCCCUCUUCAUAUCUGUCUACCUCUGUCUGUUUAUAUCUAUAUAUCCCUCUUCAUAUCUAUCUAUCUGUCUACCUCUGUCUGUUUAUAUCUAUAUAUUCCUCUUCAUAUCUAUCUAUCUGUCUACCUCUGUCUGUUUAUAUCUAUCUAUCCCUCUUCAUAUCUGUCUACCUCUGUCUGUUUAUAUCUAUAUAUCCCUCUUCAUAUCUAUCUACCUCUGUCUUUUUAUAUCUAUAUAUCCCUCUUCAUAUCUAUCUAUCUGUCUACCUCUGUCUGUUUAUAUCUAUAUAUCCCUCUUCAUAUCUAUCUAUCUGUCUACCUCUGUCUGUUUAUAUCUAUCUGUCCCUGUUCAUAUCUAUCUAUCUGUCUUCCUCUGUCUGUUUAUAUCUAUCUAUCCCUCUUCAUAUCUGUCUACCUCUGUCUGUUUAUAUCUAUAUAUCCCUCUUCAUAUCUAUCUACCUCUGUCUUUUUAUAUCUAUAUAUCCCUCUUCAUAUCUAUCUAUCUGUCUACCUCUGUCUGUUUAUAUCUAUCUGUCCCUGUUCAUAUCUAUCUAUCUGUCUUCCUCUGUCUGUUUAUAUCUAUCUAUCCCUCUUCAUAUCUGUCUACCUCUGUCUGUUUAUAUCUAUAUAUCCCUCUUCAUAUCUAUCUACCUCUGUCUUUUUAUAUCUAUAUAUCCCUCUUCAUAUCUAUCUAUCUGUCUACCUCUGUCUGUUUAUAUCUAUCUGUCCCUGUUCAUAUCUAUCUAUCUGUCUUCCUCUGUCUGUUUAUAUCUAUCUAUCCCUCUUCAUAUCUAUCUGUCUGUCUACCUCUAAAAUUAUAUUGGGUUGACCGAUUUACUGCUUCUAUGUAUGUCUGUGAAUUAAAUGGCACAAAUCGUGCCACUCUGUUAAUGAGAAACAGUUCCGAUCACAGAGGACUAAGUCGACCAAGAGCAAUUAUUGUUGACCCCAGUCAUGGAUAUCUUUAUUGGUCCGAUUGGGGAGUCCAGCCUUGUAUUGGCCGACUUGGAAUGGAUGGCUCUGGUUACACUCUUAUUAUCACAGAGAAAUUAGGAUGGCCGAACGGAUUAACAAUUGACUAUGAAACUAACAGAUUAUGGUGGGCUGAUGCACAUUUAGACUACAUUGAGUGA